AUGCCUCGACACGCCUCGACACGCUUCGACACGCCUCGACACGCCGCCACCCUCCUCCUCCUCCUCCUGCUGCUAGCGCCAGAUGAAAUUUCGGCUGCAGCGGCUCCCUCCGCAGCAGAGCUCGAGUGCGGGCAGCAGCGGGAGCUGGGCCGCGUGGUGGGGGGCACGGCCGCCCGGCCCGGCGAGUGGCCCUGGCAGGUGAGCCUCCAGCUGCGGGGGCAGCAUUUCUGCGGGGGCACCCUCAUCACCCCCCAGUGGGUGCUCUCGGCCGCCCACUGCUUCCAGGGGCCCAACGGGAGCCGCGCGGAACCCGGGGCCUGGACGGCGGUGGUGGGCCGGCUCCGGCUUCACGAGCCCGGCGGCCAGGAGCGGCCGGUGGCCGAGGUGGUGGUCCACGAGGACUACCGGCAGGUGGAAGGGGGCCACGACCUGGCGCUGGCCCGCCUGGAGACCCCGGUAGCCCUGGGCCCCCGCGUGGGCACCAUCUGCUUGCCGCAACCCCGCUACCCCUUCGCCUUCGGCACGCCGUGCUGGCUCACCGGCUGGGGCAACGUGGCCGAGAACGUGUCCCUGCCGGCGGGGGCCCCCCUGCAGAAGGUCUCCUUGGACCUGCUGAGCGCCCCCACCUGCAACUGCCUCUACUCCAACCUGCGGCGCCGCGACCUGGCCCGCCCGGCGCGGCCCGGCAUGGUGUGCGCCGGCGGCAAGGAGGGCGGCCGCGGGGCCUGCCAGGCGGACUCGGGGGGCCCCCUGGCCUGCUUUUCGGGGGGCCGCUGGGUGCAGGCGGGGGUGCUGAGCUUCGCCGUGGGCUGCGCCCGCCCCAACGGGCCGGUGCUGGCCACGGGGCUAGCGGCCCACGCCGGGUGGCUACGGCGCCACGCCGCCCCCGCCGCCUUCCCCCCGCCCCCGCCGCCGCCCCCCCCCGGCCUGGAGGACGGCAAGUGCCUGGGUUGUGGGAUGCAGGGGGGGCCCCCCCUGGAGCCCCCCAACGGGGCGGGCUGGCCCUGGUACGUCAGCCUGACUUUCGGGGGGCUGCACCGCUGCGGGGGGGCCCUGGUGGCCGAGAGCUGGGUGCUGACGGCCGCCCACUGCUUUAUAGGGCGCCAGGUGGCCGAGGCCUGGCAGGCGACGGUUGCGGGGUCGGAGGCGCGGGCGGGCGCCCGCCUGACCCUACACGGGGCCUACGUGGGGCCGGGCCGGGGUCGGGACCUGGCCCUAUUACGGCUCGAGCGGGGUCUGGUAUCGGGGCCGGCGCUGCGCCCCCUCUGCCUGCCCUAUAGGAACCACCGGCGGCCCCCCGGAACCCGCUGCUGGGCCCUGCUCGGCCCUAAAAGCCCGGCCGUCCCCGAGGAGCUGGGCAGCGUGGAGGUGACGCCGCUCGAGUCCCCCGCGCCCCGUGGGGACGUUGGGGACACCGUGGAGGACACCUUCGGCGUCACCGUCCCCAACGGCACCAGCGCCUGCCAGCCGGACCCGGGCUCCCCUGGUCUGUGAGGAACGGGGGAUCUGGUUCCUGGCGGGGACGGCCAGCGGGGGGGGUUGCAGGCUGAGGAGCCCGACGACCCCAGUUUUUGGGGGACACCGCAGCCCCCGGAGGACCCCAAUGUUCGGGGCUCCCCCAAACCCACGGGGGACCUCAACCCUACUGAAGACCCCAAUGUUCGAGGCUCCCCCAAACCCGUGGAGGACCUCAACCCUACUGAAAACCCCAAACCUUCCGAAGACCCCGAUGUUCGGGGCUCCCCCAAACCCGUGGAGGACAUCAACCCUACUGAAGACCCCAAUGUUCGAGGCUCCCCCAAUCCCAAAGAAGAUCUCAACCCUACUGAAGACCCCAAUAAUCGAGGUUCCCCCAAACCCGUGGAGAACCCCAAACCUUCUGAAGACCCCAAACCUUCUCAAGACCUCAACCCUACUGAAGAUCCCAAUGUUCGAGGCUCCCCCAAACCCGUGGAGGACCCCAAACCUUCUGAAGACCCCAAACCUUCUGAAGACCCCAAACCCUCGGAGGACUCAGGUGACCGGGAGCCCCCCGAGCCCCCCAACGCCACGGGGCCGCCCCCGCAGGACCCCACUGAGGGUGGGGUCCCCGCUUUUUGGGAUCGCCCCGAGCCCCUGGAGGAACCCGGGGACCCCGAUACCUGGCAGCACCCCCAGACCCCUCAGGACCCCGAUACCUGGGAAGGUUCCGGCGACGCCUGA
This is a messenger RNA of Cygnus atratus (black swan), 2202 nucleotides long. Its product is annotated as serine protease 53-like. The record is from RefSeq and is a predicted model, not a curated record. Gene Ontology annotation, biological process: proteolysis. NCBI's taxonomy places the organism in Eukaryota, Metazoa, Chordata, Aves, Anseriformes, Anatidae. Gene Ontology annotation, molecular function: serine-type endopeptidase activity.